AUGAGCCACCCCAACACAAACUACGAUACCAUGGCCGCGAACACGAAAUACCAGCCUGCUCCGCAGCGCGACUCGUUCGAUGAGGAGGAGGCGGCGGGUUUUGGCCACGCGCCACCCGCCUACGAGGCUGAAGCUGCCACCAACGCCGCCCUGCUUUCUGGCGUCGCGCGUGGCGAAUAUGAUAAUGUGCCGGACGAUUUCAAGUUCGGCGGCAUGGUUGCUGAGGCUACCCUCGACAUUCGUAUGCAGUUCAUCCGCAAGGUCUAUUCUAUCCUAACUGUCCAGCUUCUUGCGACCUGCAUCAUGAGCUCAAUCUCGUUCUUCAGCGUGGGCUACAGGACCUGGAUCCAGGGCCACCAGUCGAUGAUGUGGAUCUCCCUCUUCGGCGCCAUCGGCUUUAUGCUCCUCACUUUCUGGAAGCGCAAGUCCUACCCGACCAACCUGCUGUUUCUCUCCGGCUUCACCCUUUUCGAGGCAUACUCCAUUUCCGUGAUUACCUCCUUCUAUGAAGUUUCGAUUGUUCUCGAAGCUCUCAUCUUUACCUUAGGCAUCUUCGUUGCUCUCACUGUCUUUGCUUGCCAGAGCAAGUACGACUUCACUUCCUGGAUGCCUUACCUGUUCGGCGCCGUCUGGAUUUUGAUCCUCUUCGGUUUCAUGUCGGCUUUCUUCCCUUACGACAAGAAGGUCGACCUGGCCUAUGGUAUUGUUGCUGCCUUGAUCUUCAGCGGCUACAUCCUGGUCGACACCCAGCUGAUCAUGCGCCACUAUCACGUUGAGGAGGAGAUCGCUGCCGCCAUGUCUCUCUACCUUGACAUCAUUAACCUUUUCUUGGCCAUCCUUCGCAUCCUGAACAACCAGAACGACUAG
This is a messenger RNA of Diplodia corticola, 867 nucleotides long. Its product is annotated as bax inhibitor family protein. The transcript is spliced from 3 exons. The coding region runs from base 1 to 867 and encodes 288 amino acids. Gene Ontology annotation, cellular component: membrane. NCBI's taxonomy places the organism in Eukaryota, Fungi, Ascomycota, Dothideomycetes, Botryosphaeriales, Botryosphaeriaceae. The record is from RefSeq and is a predicted model, not a curated record.